Messenger RNA from Gambusia affinis (western mosquitofish), 1352 nucleotides. RefSeq names its product protein kinase, AMP-activated, beta 1 non-catalytic subunit, b (gene prkab1b). NCBI's taxonomy places the organism in Eukaryota, Metazoa, Chordata, Actinopteri, Cyprinodontiformes, Poeciliidae. The transcript is spliced from 9 exons. Gene Ontology annotation, biological process: signal transduction. Bases 448 to 1245 code for a protein of 265 amino acids. Gene Ontology annotation, cellular component: nucleotide-activated protein kinase complex; nucleus; cytoplasm. Gene Ontology annotation, molecular function: protein kinase binding. The record is from RefSeq and is a predicted model, not a curated record.
ACCCUGGAAACUGCAGAGCCGUGGGAAACACAGGAGUCAGACGUGUUAAGACGUAGAAACUAGCUGCUCCAACUUAUUGUUGUUGACAGCAAACUAAAGAAAAAAAUUGUGAAUAUAAAAAAUGAUUUGAUUGUGUUUAAAGCGUAAUGUUUCAGCAUUUGGGUCUUCUUUGUCAUUCUGGACAUAAAAUACUUCAAUUUGUGCCUCAAAGUGACGAUGAGAUAAAUGUUUUAAAAACCACCUUAAGGAUCGUGAUCUAAACUUCUCCGCUCCAGAGACGGAAACAGCGACCAAACAAGAGACUUUUGACCUGUGUGCGAGCUGAAAGCAGCACCAACACAUGCAGGCUGCCCCUGAAGGAAAACCUCCGUCCGACCAGACAGACCACAGCAGGCAAACCGGAUAUCACCCCGAGAUCAUACUGUGCUUGAUGCGGGCAGCGUCAGGAUGGGCAACAGCAGCAGCGAUCGCUCCAGCAGCGAGAGGUCAUUCAGAGAUGGACCGUCUGGAGGGAAGGAGGCUCGACCCAACAUCAUGAUGGACAGCAACGACGACUCGGAGCUGUUCAACAGGGAAGAUCCGAAGGUUUCCCCAGACAUACAGGAGUUUCUUGCCUGGCAGCAGGACCUCGACUGCGACAGUAAGGACCCGGUGCAGGCCAGACCGACCGUCUUCAGAUGGGCCGGGUCAGCCAAGGAAGUCUUUGUGUCUGGUUCUUUUAACAACUGGGCCACCAAAAUCCCUCUUAACAAGAGUCAGAAUAACUUCGUGGUUAUUGUGGACCUGCCAGAGGGGGAGCACCAGUACAAGUUCUGCGUUGACGGACAGUGGACUUUGGAUCCGACGGGGCCCGUGAUGACAACCAAGACUGGCACAGUCAACAACGUCAUUCAAGUGAAUCAAACUGACUUCGAAGUCUUCGAUGCCCUCAAGAUCGACUCACAGGAUUCAACGGACAUGUCUGACCUGUCCAGUUCCCCACCCGGGCCCUACCAACAGGACGGAUAUCUCAUCAAGCCAGACGACAAGCUCAAGCAGCCUCCUAUCCUGCCGCCCCACCUGCUCCAAGUGCUGCUCAACAAGGACACGGGCGUCUCUUGUGACCCGACACUACUUCCAGAGCCUAACCACGUCAUGCUGAAUCACCUGUAUGCUCUCUCCAUCAAGGACGGGGUGAUGGUUCUCAGCGCUACUCACCGAUACAAAAAGAAAUAUGUGACCACGCUCCUCUACAAACCCAUAUAGCCCAGAGAGAUCACCGUCAACCUGAUGUUCCACUCAGCUGCUACUUCUAACGACGAUCGAUGACGAAACAGGACCAACAUUUUUAUAAUAAAGCAUUCUGAACUCUU